Messenger RNA from Pseudopodoces humilis (Tibetan ground-tit), 1809 nucleotides. NCBI's taxonomy places the organism in Eukaryota, Metazoa, Chordata, Aves, Passeriformes, Paridae. The record is from RefSeq and is a predicted model, not a curated record.
AUGGCGCUGGCGCGGCGGCUCCGGCCGCACCUCUGGGCCGAUCUGGGGUUCGCGCUGCGGGCGCUGCGGGCGCGGCGGAGGGCGCGGGGCGGCCCCGGGGGCUCCGUGGUCUCCCGGUUCCUCCGCGCGGCCCGGGCGGCCCCGGCUCGGCCGUUCCUGCGGGGCCGGGGGGGCGCGGAGCCGCUGGGGCGGGCGGCGCGGAGCGUGGCCAGGGUGGCGAACGCGCUGCGGGCGCUGCGGGCCCCGCCGAGGCCCGGGGACACCGUGGGGCUGUUGGUGGGCAACGAGCCCCGCUUCGUGUGGGGCUGGUUCGGGCUGGCGGCGCUCGGGGCCCGCCCGGCCUUCCUGGGCACGGCGCUGCGCCCCGCGGGGCUCCGGCACUGCCUGCGCUGCUGCGGGGCGCGGGCGCUGCUGGUGGCGGACGAGCUGUUCGCGUCGGUGGAGCCGCUCCUGCCCAGCCUGCGGGAGGAGGGGGUGGCCGUGUGGGUGCUGGGAGCGGGGCCGUACCCGGCCGGGGUCGUGGCGCUGCAGGAGCUGCUGGACGCGGCCUCCGAGGAGCUGGAGCCCGAGGACGUGUGGGAGCCCGAGGACAUGAGCGACACCUGCCUCUACAUCUUCACCUCGGGCACCACCGGCCUCCCCAAAGCCGCCCGGGUGUCCCACCUCAAGUCCAUCAUGUGCCUGAGCUUCUACGAGCUGGUGGGAGGCUCCAGCCGGGACGUUGUGUACCUGGCGCUGCCCCUCUACCACAUGGCCGGCUCCCUCCUGGGCGUCGUCGGCUGCCUCGGCAUCGGGGCCACGUGUGUGCUGAAGGAGAAGUUCUCGGCCAGCCAGUUCUGGGACGAUUGCCGCGCCGAGGGCGUCACGGUGUUCCAGUACAUCGGGGAGCUGUGCCGGUACCUGGUGAACCAGCCCCAGCGCCCCGGGGAGCGGCAGCACGGGCUGAGGCUGGCGGUGGGCAGCGGCCUCCGGCCCGACGUGUGGCGGAGCUUCCAGCAGCGCUUCGGGCCCGUGCGCAUCGUGGAGACGUACGGGAUGAGCGAGGGGAACGUCACCCUCUUCAACUACACCGGGACCCCGGGGGCCGUGGGGCGCUGCAGCUUCAUCUACAAGCUCAUCUCGCCCUUUGAGGUCGUUCGUUACGACGUCGCUGCCGGAGCCCCGGAACGGGACAAGGCCGGACGCUGCAUCCGUGCCCGGACGGGUGAGACGGGGCUGCUGAUCGCCCCGGUGACCCCCCGGACCCCGUUCCUGGGCUACGCCGGCAGCCGGGAGCUCUCGGAGCUGAAGCUGCUCCGCGGGGUCUUCGCCGAGGGGGACGAGUUCUUCAACACCGGGGACCUGGUGGAGCAGGACGAGGAACAGUUCGUGCGGUUCCGGGACCGCAUCGGGGACACCUUCAGGUGGAAGGGCGAGAACGUGGCCACCACGGAAGUGGCCGAGGCGCUGCUGGCCCACGAGUCCCUGCAGGAAGCCACCGUUUACGGCGUCACCGUCCCAGGCCACGAGGGCCGCGCCGGGAUGGCCGCGCUGGUUCUGCGUCCCGGCCGCUCCCUGGACGGGCCCGGCCUCUACCGGCACCUGGAGCGGCUCCUGCCGCCCUACGCGCGGCCCCGCUUCCUCCGGCUGCAGGAGCGGCUGGAGAUGACCGAGACGUUCAAGCAGCAGAAGGUGCGGCUGGCUCGGGACGGCUGCGACCCCGCGCUGGUGCCGGAGCCGCUGCUGGUGCUGGACGAGACCGCCCGAGCCUUUGUCCCGCUGGACCCCGAGCGCUGGCAGCGGCUCCGGGACGGGCGGUUCCGCAUCUGA